This is a messenger RNA of Limanda limanda (common dab), 1839 nucleotides long. Its product is annotated as CD209 antigen-like. The record is from RefSeq and is a predicted model, not a curated record. The transcript has 6 exons. Gene Ontology annotation, molecular function: signaling receptor activity. Bases 102 to 965 code for a protein of 287 amino acids. NCBI's taxonomy places the organism in Eukaryota, Metazoa, Chordata, Actinopteri, Pleuronectiformes, Pleuronectidae.
GGUUCUGCUUAUAAACAGAGUGGCUGAAGUUUAGUUUCAGCACCUCCUUUGAACUCUCCUUCUGGAUCUCCUCUGGAUCUCCUCUGUGGAGCUCAGGUGAGAUGACGACCUCUCCCCCCGGCUCGAAGGCCCUUGACGGGAUGUACUCGCAUCUGAUCGAGGCCGAGGACGAGCAGCACCGCAGAUCAGAUGUGGAAGUCUCCCAGGUCAGACUGCCCCCCCGGCUGAGCGGCCCCAGGCCCUACCGCCUCGCCAUCAUCUGCCUGGCCACGCUCUGCGCCAUCCUGCUGAUCUCUAUCAUAGCCAUGGCUGCACAGGGUAAAAACAAAGCUCAGGGAGGCGGUGAAGUGGCCCCGGGGCCACAGAAGCAGACGCAGGAUGUGAACGUGACGGCUCUGACCGCCAACAACAGCGCUCUGAUGCUGGAGAAGAAGCAGCUGCAGGUGCAGAUUGACGAGCUGCUGGUCAAACUGGCCACCUUGAUGGCCACUAAGGCUCCUGAGGUGAUCAAACCGACCGAGGCCGCCAUCGUCUGCCCCAUGGAGUGGCAGCUCUUCAACAACAGCUGUUACCUCAUCUCCAGGCUGUCCAGGGAUUGGCAUGAGAGUCAGUCGUACUGCCAGAGCCAAGGAGCUCACCUGGCCAUCAUCCACUCGGCCGAGGAGCAGACGUUCCUGUGGGAUCUCCUUCCCAGAGGCCAUUGGAACGCCUACUGGUUCGGGAUCACUGACGGGCAGACAGAGGACCAGUGGAAAUGGGUGGACGAUACUCCAGUGGUCGGAGGUUUCUGGGAGGUCGGCGAGCCCAACAACCACAUCAACGAGGACUGCGGCUACAUGAUCAAAACUCGGGUGCUGACGCGAGUGGCCGUGAGGAGCUGGUACGACGCCCCCUGUCACAUGGGCUUGCCGUACAUCUGUGAGAAGGAGAUGGGCGCCGGUGUCAGCACGGCUAUGCCACACUGAGGCGCCGAGGAAACCAUUCGCUGGCUCAACAAACGCCUGCAGCUACAGAUAUCUUACUUUCUUAAUUAUCUUUCAAAACCUCAACUUUUAAUUCACGUUAUUUUGAUAUGAAGACAUUCCGAUGUUGAUUUUGCAUGAAACAAUGGACUCAUUAAAAGUCUGGCUGCUGUUUAACUUAGUGACAGAGAACGGGACUAAAGAGGAAAUGUGAAGCAGUAAAAAACUGUAUUUAGUAUCAAAUGCCGGUAAAGUAAGAAAAGUAAUCAAAUGAUUUUACUAGUUUGUGAAACAAAGGACGUAAUUUUCCACUUCUGAUAUGUGCGUAGAAGGAAAAAGCAGGACCUGUGCCUAAAAUCAUCACCACCAUCAAUAUUAACUUACAAUUAAUUAAGUGUGAAUAUUAACCUAAAAUAAGAAAAUAAUUCUAACCGAAUCCUUGUUUCUUUUUACCUUGACUUAAUGCAUCAUUUCACUUUGGCAUUUAACACCAUUCUUAUGAAUAUCAUCAAUUUGAAUCAUUACCAAUUUCCUUAGAAUCUCUUGUUUAAAAUCAAUAUAAGUAAAUGAAAGAAAGAAUAUCUGAUUUUAAUGGUUUGUAAUAAUUGUACAUAUAUAAUGCUUUACACGAAUGUCAAAUUUUUACACGCUUGUAUUGGAGAAUUUAUAAAUCAGGGAUUCAAGAUAACUUUUUACGUUUUGAUGUAUUUCUAACAUGCUUGUGUUUAAAGGUUUAAGGCUUAAUGUCAAAAUCUAUUUGUUUUCUCAUGUUUAUUAGCUAGUUUCAUAAAAACGUGGCCACUAACUGUAAAUGUAAUUGUCGAAUAAAUACUGACAUACUGAAAAAUAAAUCAAUACUGAAAGAUAAACUAUUCCA